Chenopodium quinoa (quinoa) is the source of this 1230-nucleotide messenger RNA. RefSeq names its product protein MAIN-LIKE 2-like. The transcript has 4 exons. NCBI's taxonomy places the organism in Eukaryota, Viridiplantae, Streptophyta, Magnoliopsida, Caryophyllales, Amaranthaceae. Gene Ontology annotation, biological process: meristem development; meristem maintenance. The record is from RefSeq and is a predicted model, not a curated record. The coding region runs from base 1 to 1230 and encodes 409 amino acids.
AUGGUAUAUAGGGGUCAGUUAGGGAGAUUUGUUGGUAGUGGAUCGAGUCAGCCUACUACCAGCUCCACAGAGGCAUGGUUAGUGCAGGAACCGAUGUCGGGUGGUCUUGAGGAUGGGACUGUUAUCCCUAGUUUUGGUGGUCACGUGGCACGAUAUAUCUGGAUCGAGCAUGAGCGUAGUGUUUUGUGCUGUUUGAGUAGGUCAAAGUUGUGUUCUGACUUGGUUAUGUGGCGAGGUCGUCAAUCAGUGGAGAACCUCGAGGUGAUUCAUGGUAGUUGGUUGUCUCACUUGCCCGGGCUGAUGUUUAAAAGACUUAAUUGGCCGUUGAUUUCUGCUUUUGUUGAGAGAUGGCAGCCAGAUACAAACACCUUUCAUAUGCCAUUUGGGGAGAUUAUGAUCUUGUUGCAUGACGUGUACAAUAUACUUUGGUUACGUGUCGAAGGCAAUAUGGUCACCACUACUCUUAGCACGAACGUGUUACGGGAAGCUUGCUCGAUCACCAUGGAUAUGACUCCAGAUGAUUUGUCUGAGAUUUGCGGCACAAAGACGAUUUGGCAGGGUAGUGGGGUGUUGAGUGAUAAGAUUUUUGAGUCGACAUUGGAGGUUGAGCGGGAGUUUAGUGAUCAGCUUACUGGAUACUUGUGGUUAGUUCUUGGAGGUACACUGUUUGUAGACAAGACUGGUAACCGUACGCAUCCUUCCUUCCUCCACGAGCUAUGUUAUAUGGAUGUCCCUAUUAACGAGUAUGCUUGGGGAACAGCUGCACUAGCUUACUUUUAUCGGCAAUUGGGCACGGCAUCACGGAACGGUGCUAAUUCGAUUGCUGGUUGUCUCACGCUUCUGCAAGCGCGGAUUUACGAAGUGGUGCGACAACUUGGUUUCGUGCAAGGUAUUCCCCAUGAGAUAAUCAGGCCAGAGAAGGCCAAGAGGCGGACUAACUUGAAGAUGUACCGGGUAGACUUCCCGACCGAGAUGACAGAUGUGAUGUGGAAGAGGCUAAGUGCUGCAGCUCCUUCGGUUGCGCCUGGUUACAUGCAGUGGCUGUAUAGGAUUUCUCACCUGCGGGUAUCUCCAGGUGCAGGAGUUACAAGCAACCUACAUGAGCAGACUAACACUGAUUAUUGGAUGGAUCGGUCCAUGGAGAUUCACCACAGAGCACUGGCUGAGUAUCCUCACAUGUCGAGUGAGACUCGGACAAUGACUGAGCAGCUUGUAUUCGAUUGGAAGUAA